AUGGCUUCUUUCUUGACACUGCUCUUCCCGCUGCUUGCAAUCAUUACCGUCGUUCCCAAAACCGUCGUUAAAGCCGCACCCGACCUAACUUACAUUUCGGCCCUCUGCAGCCAGAAAAGGGACCCCAACCCUCCUAAGCUGCGCAAUCUAGCACUCCAAGCGACGGACUUGGCGAUUGACGUCGUGAGCCCCGGCACCGCUGGCAACUGCGGUACCGUACUUACCGAUCCCGACAUGUUUGGAUUUGGUUCGUGUCCCACUAGCGGUUCGGACGAAGACUGCACCGCGUGCCUCAAGUUCGCGCAAGAUUGGUUGCUCAACACCUUGUGCAAGAAUGUGUAUGGCGGCCAAAUCACUCUCGCGGGUUGUUUCCUGAGGUUCGAGACAUAUAACUUCUGCCUCCCAUAA
This is a messenger RNA of Linum trigynum, 408 nucleotides long. The record is from the annotation of a GenBank genome assembly. Lineage: Eukaryota; Viridiplantae; Streptophyta; Magnoliopsida; Malpighiales; Linaceae.